Messenger RNA from Epinephelus lanceolatus (giant grouper), 801 nucleotides. RefSeq names its product G-protein coupled receptor 4-like. Gene Ontology annotation, cellular component: plasma membrane. Lineage: Eukaryota; Metazoa; Chordata; Actinopteri; Perciformes; Serranidae. Gene Ontology annotation, molecular function: G protein-coupled receptor activity. The record is from RefSeq and is a predicted model, not a curated record. Gene Ontology annotation, biological process: phospholipase C-activating G protein-coupled receptor signaling pathway; positive regulation of Rho protein signal transduction.
UGGAGGCAUCACACAUUGGUACAGAGGACUUAUUCUGGUGUGGUCUUGCAGCUUUCAAAGGUUUCACUCUGAAGAAUGGAAGAAGUCAACAUUAACAACACUUCACAGGACAACAACAGCAGCUAUACCUAUGACUAUGGAGGUUAUAAACCAGUUGAAUUCAUCAUGAAAGUGGUGACGAUCAUAAUCAUGUGUAUCGGCCUUCCUUUGACCCUUGUGGCCAUCUAUGCUGUUCGUUCUCUGGUGAAAGAUGAUCAUGUUGUUCCAAUCUACGUCAUCAACCUUCUCAUUACCGACCUCAUUCAGCUCUGCUGCAUGAUUGCUUGGGUGCUACCUGAAGACUGGAUACUCAGUGGUCGAUUUAUCUUACUUUCAAUUUACUUCUAUUGUCUGAUGGUCAGUAUUGGUUUCAUGGUGUGCAUCGCCCUGGAAAGGUAUUUGGUCAUCGCCUGCCCACUGUGGUACCGCUUCAGACGAACUAUCAAGAUCUCUGUGCUGGUCUGUGUUGUGGUCUGGGCCCUUCCUCCUGUCAUUUCCUGUCUUUUUAUUGCUGCAAGGAACUCAGCAACCAUCAGUGGCAUCCUCCUCCUCCUUCCUCUCCCACUGUUCAUAUUCUUCCUUGGUGGGACCCUCAAAGCCCUGUCUGCUUCCAUCUCUGUCCACUCUGACGAAAAACGAAGAAUUGUAGGAAUGUUGGUCCUGGUGCUGCUUAUUUACACACUGUUGUUCCUGCCCACCAUUAUUUUGUGUAUCAUUAACCUGUACUGCAUGUUGCAACUUAUUAGAGACUUUGGAUGCUGA